Molecule: messenger RNA, 966 nt
Organism: Aspergillus clavatus NRRL 1
Lineage: Eukaryota; Fungi; Ascomycota; Eurotiomycetes; Eurotiales; Aspergillaceae
Product: peroxidase
Exons: 2
Coding region: 1-966 (321 amino acids)
Biological process (GO): hydrogen peroxide catabolic process; response to reactive oxygen species; cellular response to oxidative stress
Molecular function (GO): heme binding; peroxidase activity
Source: RefSeq, a predicted model, not a curated record
AUGAGCAAGCCGGGGGACUAUGAUGCCGUCCGCAAGGACAUUGUUGCUCAGCUGAAGAAGCCUGAUUAUGAUGAUGGCAGUGCUGGACCUGUCUUCGUACGGCUGGCAUGGCACUCAUCAGGAACAUAUGACCUCGAAACCGACACCGGCGGCUCGAACGGCGCCGGCAUGCGCUACGAAGCCGAGGGCGGCGACCCGGCCAACGCAGGCCUGCAGUACGGACGGGCCUUCCUCGAGCCCGUCAAGGAGAAGCACCCGUGGAUCACAUACGCCGACCUGUGGACACUCGCCGGCGUGGUCGCGAUCAAGGAGAUGGGCGGGCCGGAGAUCUCCUGGCAGCCCGGACGGACGGACCUGGUCGACGACUCCAAGGUGCCGCCGCGGGGCCGGCUGCCGGAUGCCGCGCAGGGGGCCGAGCACCUGCGCGCGGUGUUCUACCGCAUGGGCUUCAACGACCAGGAGAUCGUUGCGCUGGCGGGCGGACACAACCUGGGCCGGUGCCACAGCGACCGCAGCGGCUUUGAGGGGCCCUGGGUGAACAACCCGACGCGGUUCUCGAACCAGUUCUUCAACCUGCUGCUGAAGCUGGAGUGGAAGCCCAAGACGCUGGAGAAUGGCAUCAGCCAGUUCGUCUACGUCGACCCGGACGCCGAGGAGGGCGAUGAGUGGCUCAUGAUGCUGCCGACCGAUAUCGCCCUCACCACGGACCCCAAGUUCCGCGUCUGGGUCGAGAAGUACGCCGCCGACAAGGAGCUCUUCUUCGACCACUUCGCCAAGGUCUUCGCUAAGCUGAUCGAGCUGGGCAUCAAGCGCGAUGAGAGCGGCCGUGUCAUCAACGCCGACAACGUCAAGGGCGGGUACAUCUCGGCGCCCAAGAAGAGCAACCAGCCCACGGGGCCGGCCAAGGGUGCGCAAGGCGGUUGUCCUGUCGGUGCUCACGGCGGAUGCCCUCGGGCUAAGCUGUGA